This is a messenger RNA of Penicillium daleae, 3558 nucleotides long. Its product is annotated as GTPase-activating protein LRG1. The coding region runs from base 1 to 3558 and encodes 1185 amino acids. The record is from RefSeq and is a predicted model, not a curated record. Gene Ontology annotation, cellular component: cytoplasm. NCBI's taxonomy places the organism in Eukaryota, Fungi, Ascomycota, Eurotiomycetes, Eurotiales, Aspergillaceae. The transcript has 6 exons. Gene Ontology annotation, biological process: actin cytoskeleton organization; signal transduction.
AUGCCCCCCGGUGGACUCCCGGCCAGCCUGGUCGCAGGCAAGCCGACCCCCACCGUCAACACCUCGGGCUAUGGAAGUAGCUACCAGAAAAACACACCUACCUCCCCUGAGGAUAGUCUGAUUCCAUUCGAAUCACCUUCCACCCGGACCGCUGGAAACCACAGCCCUUUGAGCCCGGAAGACCGGUCCCCGCGGGGCCUUGAACCCGAUCAACCGGGUUUCCGGGACCGAUCUAAUGUGAGAGAUAGAUCGCGCCCAAAUGGGCGACCUCACAACAAGUCUCCAGGCUCCUCCCGUGUCUGUCAAAAGUGUAACGAGCCCUUAACGGGGCAGUUUGUGCGCGCAUUGGGUGGCACAUUCCACCUGGAGUGUUUCAAGUGCCAGGAUUGUGGUGAAAUUGUUGCCUCCAAGUUCUUCCCCGUUGACUCGGAUGACGGAUCCUGCCAAUUUCCCCUCUGCGAGACGGACUAUUUCCGGCGAUUGAACCUUCUGUGCCACGAGUGUGGUGGUGCUCUCCGUGGCUCCUACAUUACAGCCUUAGAUCGCAAGUACCACAUUGAGCAUUUCACCUGCUCCGUGUGCCCAACGGUCUUCGGUGCACAGGACUCCUACUAUGAACACGAGGGCAAGGUCUACUGCCAUUUCCACUAUUCGACCCAGUUUGCACAGCGGUGCCAUGGAUGUCAUACCGCCAUUCUCAAGCAAUUUGUCGAGAUCUUCCGUAAUGGCCAAAACCAACACUGGCACCCCGAGUGUUACAUGAUCCACAAGUUUUGGAAUGUUCGGCUAUCACCCGCUGGUCAGACUUGGGAACCGCCCCCUGUCGACGCCGAUGCAACCCCCGAGGAGCGCGAGAACAUCCGCCGAGAGGAGGAUACGAUGGAAGAGAAGGUCUACAACAUCUGGAGCACUCUCUCCACUUUUGAAGAGUCAUCUGCCGCGUGUAUCUCUGACAUGCUGCUACACGUUAGCAAUGGAGCAUACAUCGAUGGCGUGAUCGUGGCUAAGCGAUUCAUUGCUCACGUUCAAAUCCUCUUCGCCGCAGUCGACGAACUGGCAGUGUACAUCAAAUCUCACGGCGUCAAGGAUCUAUCAUAUGGUCGUGAAGCUAAACUGCUUUGCAAGAAAAUCGUCGCAUUCUUUGCUCUUCUCUCCAAGACUCAAGAGGCCGGUGUUCGCAAGCUUGGUGUUACCCAGGAGCUGCUUUCGCUAGUGACCGGUCUGGCUCAUUAUCUCAAACUUCUCAUCAGGAUCGGUCUCCAGGGUGCUUUGAAGCUUGAGCGAGACAAGUCUGCACCGGACGGCUUACACAACUUCCUCGCACAUCUGGCCGACCAAGAAUCCCUCGCCCCACCCGAGGACGAGACUGCGCCCAUUGAUCUAAAUGCCGGCGUUGAGGGUCUAGCCGACCAGCUUUCCGAUUGCUGUAUCGCAUGCAAGGAGCCCAUUGACGAUGAAUGUGUCCGUCACGGAGAAAACCGCUGGCACUUGAAACCUCCUCACCUGGCAUGCUCAUCGUGUGAGAAAGACUUGACUUUUGAUCUUCCGGAUGCACUGUGGAGUGAGAGCGCAAAGCGCACGUUCUGCUCAGCAUGUGCUGACCAUCAUAACCUCGGUCCGGAUGCGCAAGCCGGAUUCAUCCAAGUCACCAAGUUGCAGCAGUUUGUUUUCCUGUUAAGAGUUGCUCUUGCUCGGCUUCUGGCAGUUCUUCGCGCUGGUGGGACCCUGCCUUCUACAUCUGAUGAUCCCAACGUUGAGGGCAAUGAGAACAAGGAUGGCUACCGUGUGCAACCCGGUGAUGUUCGCCGAUCUAAUACCCUUUCUAUGGCCCGUGGCGGUGCUCGCGGUGGCUUCGAAGAGUCGUCCCUGGAGCAGACUGUGGGUGAGAUGCGUCGCUUGCGUUCCCUCCGUAAUGAGCGCACCCUGUCAACGACAUACAAGAAAGCCCGCGCGUCUCGAAUCAUCGAUGGCCCGGAGGGCCGGAGUGUGAGGCCAGGUUCUUCUGGUUACGAUGGCGGUGACCCUCGUGGACCCGGCUUCCAGAUCGUCGAAGAACGGGAUGCGAAUGGCGAAACAGUGAAAGAUCUGACUUUCGGUGCUCAAGAUGCCCUCACUUUGGACGAUAUUCCGCGUAUCGUCGCAGCUGAACAAGCUAAGGAGCAGCGGCCCAACGCGUACCGACAUGCUGGUUCUAAGCUCGUGGGAACCAUGGAAGGAAUGCCUACUUACAAGCCGGGACACGCACGCGAGAUGUCCAAGAAUCAGCUGGAAAUGCUUGUGGAGUCUUCGACCCGUGGCAAGCGCUAUUUCUCAGAACUUACGGCAUUGGAAUACUUCAUUGUUCGUCACGUUGCUGUCUUGUCUAUGGAGCCGUUGCUGGACGGACAGUUCAGUAUGGAAGAGCUGCUCUCGUUGAUCGAAUCUCGAAAGCCUACCAUCUGGAACAUAUUCGGCCGCGCCUUCAAGGAUGAAAAGAAAAAGGGCAAGAAGAAGGGAGUCUUUGGAGUUUCACUCGACUAUCUGGUCGAGAAGGAGGGUACCGAGUCUGGGCACGGUGUUGGCCCCGGCGCCUUGCGGAUUCCAGCACUCGUAGAUGAUGCCGUUUCCGCUAUGCGCCAGAUGGACAUGUCGGUUGAGGGUGUCUUCCGGAAGAAUGGCAACAUUCGCCGUCUCAAAGAACUUGCCGAGUUGAUCGAUACAAAGUACGAUCAGGUCGACAUGACGAAGGAGGGUCCUGUGCAAAUCGCAGCACUUUUGAAAAAGUUCCUCCGCGAAAUGCCAGACCCGUUGAUGACUUUCAAGCUGCACCGUCUUUUCGUCGCUUCGCAAAAACUAUCCGACUCCGAGAAGCAGAAGCGAGUCCUACAUUUGACGUGCUGUCUCCUUCCCAAAGCCCAUCGUGAUACGAUGGAGGUUCUGUUCACCUUCCUCAACUGGACAUCAUCCUUCUCGCACAUUGAUGAGGAGUCUGGCAGCAAGAUGGAUAUCCACAAUCUGGCAACUGUCAUCACACCUAACAUUCUUUACCCCAACACCAAGAACGGCACCGUGGACGAGAGUUUCCUGGCCAUUGAAGCAGUCAAUGCACUGAUCACAUACAAUGAUACCAUGUGCGAGAUUCCGGAGGAUCUGCAAACCGUUCUGGGUGAUCCUACUCUUUUCAAGGAGAACUCUGAAGUGACUUCCAAGGACAUCUUGAAGCGAUAUGGUGACAUUGCACGAGGCAGUCUCUCAACGAGACCGGACAAUGGCGGGGAGACGUUUACUAUCAACAAUCAUCGGAAUGCGAGCACCCCGACCUCGGCUCGUAUUGAAACUGAUCCUUCUCAGGACACCGCCUGGCAGAUGCAGAGCUCAGUUCGCCACGUUCCGGGACCCAGUGCUCACUCCCACUCAGCAAGUGCCCAGCCCCAAGCUGGUCUUGACUUUGGGCCUCCUCAAGCUGCGUAUCACCGUGAACGCAGCCAUAGCAACAGCAGCCAACCUGGUUCAGAUGGGCAGCAAGGCCUCCCCUACCGUCCACGACCUAGUGCCGGUGCCAUGGGAGUCACUGGUUAG